GGGAGAAAUUGAAAAAACAUCCAUCUCAUUGCCCUUCCCUUCCCCUUCCCGGCCGCCCUCUCCUCUCCGUUUCUCCCUCUCACUGCGUCUCUCGCCUCCCCGCUCCUUGUUGAUCGACGACGUCUUCGGCUGGCCUCCGAAAUAUUCCAACGGUAAAUGGUGGUCCUCGUUGCUUGAUUUCGACUACGGCUCGAUCUUCAAGGGCUCGACUCUUAGGCCAACGAUUCGAAGGGAGAGAUUUAUUGUUCUCAGUUCAUAGCAGUCUUUUCUGCUGGUGUUUCGGACCAGGGAGGAAGAGAUAUGCAAGUGAUGAAUGAUUUAUGGAGCGUAGAGAUAAUCAAUCGCCGCUAGGAGAGACGGCUCGUAUUCUCGUGGAAUUCUUGGAGGUUGCCAUCACUUGCAUCGUCUUUCUCAAGGGCGUUUAUCAUCCCGGUGCAUUUGAAAGGCGGCGGUAUAUGAAUGUAGUGGUCCAGAAGGCUCGUCAUCCUGAACUUAGGGAAUACAUCCAUUCAGCGGUCAACGGGCUGCUUCCUUUUCUGCAGGAGGGAUUGGUGGAGAGAGUUGCAGUUGUUUUCUAUAACACUGAGAAUAUCCCAUUGGAGAGAUUUAUUUUCAAGCUCUCUGUGAACCAGUCUUAUGGCUCAAAGGUGGAAGAAGCUAAUCUGGAAUUCUCUCUUCGUUCAUUCUUGAUCAAGCUUCCAGUAUCAGAAGCCCUAACAAAGGUUUUGCCCCGGGAUUGCAGGUGGGAAAUAACAGCUUACUUCCGUUCCCUCCCUGAGGCUAGUACAAGCAAGGAUGCAGAGUUAUGGAUCCCAACAGACACAAAGCAGUGGCUGCAGCCUCCAUUAAUAACUCCUCUCAAGUCCAUGAACUCUGAACCUCUGUGUUUGCAGCUGUAUUUGGAGCAUCCUAGUCAAUCUGAACCAAAGCCCUGAAGAACUUGAUCAAGUUCUAAGUUGUGAAGAAAAGGAUGGAUGGGCUAAUGGUCAUCACCUUAAUAGCCUGCUAUUAAGCUGGUAUUAAUUAAUUAAUUAAUUAUAUACGUAAUUGAGUGUUAGUGUAAUAUUAUCCACUAAAUUGAAUUUAAAUUCCAAAAGUUAAUUAAAUAUACUAAAAAUUACUGUGAUAAA
Diospyros lotus (date-plum) is the source of this 1130-nucleotide messenger RNA. Its product is annotated as DNA polymerase zeta processivity subunit. The transcript has 5 exons. NCBI's taxonomy places the organism in Eukaryota, Viridiplantae, Streptophyta, Magnoliopsida, Ericales, Ebenaceae. Bases 321 to 935 code for a protein of 204 amino acids. The record is from RefSeq and is a predicted model, not a curated record. Gene Ontology annotation, cellular component: zeta DNA polymerase complex.